CAGGAACCCGGUUCUGCAGCGACCUGACAUCAACAAACACCUCACAGCAGACAUUUCUACCGAAAACAGCUCAUGACACUCUCCUAGAAACCCAAAGCUGCAACAAUGGAGAAACCUCCCUUCAGGCAGAACCAGAACUGUGGAGACUGGGAGCUGAAAGAGAGACUGGGCAUGGGGGGCUUUGCUCAUGUUUACCUUUACCAACACCGUGACACGAAUGAGAAAUUAGCUGUGAAAAUGUGCCGUUUGGAGCUCACGGCAAGGAAUAAAGACAGAUGGAGCAGAGAGAUCCAGAUCAUGAAAAAGUUGGAUCAUAUUAAUGUGGUAACAGCCCAAGAUGUCCCAGAGGAAAUGAAACCCAUCGCCCUAAACGACCUUCCAUUGCUGGCCAUGGAAUACUGCUCCCGAGGAGACCUGAGGAAGGUGUUGAGCAAACCUGAAAAUUGUUGCGGCCUGAAAGAGAGUGAAGUUCUUUCGUUGCUCAGUGAUGUUGGAUCUGGUAUCCAGUAUCUCCAUGAAAACAAGAUUAUACACAGAGACCUUAAACCCGAAAACAUAGUUCUGCAGGACAUCAACGGGAAGCUUGUUCACAAAAUCAUUGACUUGGGUUAUGCCAAGGACCUGGAUCAGGGCAGUCUGUGCACAUCCUUCGUUGGCACGCUUCAGUACCUGGCCCCUGAGCUGUUUGAGAACAAGCCAUACACCGUUACUGUAGACUACUGGAGCUUUGGCACCAUGGUAUUUGAGUGCAGUUGUGGUUUCCGUCCAUUCCUUCACAACCUGCAACCUGUGCAGUGGGCUAGCAAAGUGAGGAAUAAAGGUCCAAAAGACAUCAUGGCAGUGGAGGAGGUGAAUGGUGAAAUCAGGUUCUCCACACAUCUGCCCUACCCCAACAGUCUGAGCAGGACUCUGUUGGAGCCGAUGGAGGCGCUUCUGCAGCUUAUGUUGAAGUGGGAUGCCGUCCAGAGAGGAGGGAGAAUGAACCCUGACACAAAAAAGCCCAUGUGCUUUGAGCUGCUCGAGCAGAUACUCAGUAUGAAAGUGGUCCACAUCCUGAACAUGACCACAGCUCAGGUCCACUCCUUCCAGCUGGCUCCGGACGAGAGUCUCCACAGUUUGCAGAAGCGCAUCGAGGCUGAAACCAAGAUUGAGGUGGUGAACCAGGAGCUGCUGCAGGAAACGGGGGUGUCGCUGGAUCCCAGGAAGGCUGCUGCACAGUGUGUCCUAGAUGGAGUGAGAGGGUGGGACAGCUACAUUGUGUACUUGUUCGACAAGAGCAUCAACAAGUACUCCGGUCCCUUUAGUGCCAGGCGGCUCCCUGAGAAAGUCAACACUAUCGUGCAAGAGGCCAAGACACAGCUGCCUCUGGUGAUGCUGAAGAAGGUCUGGGGGGAAGCUGUGAGCUACAUCUGUGGCCUGAAGGAGGACUACAGCAGACUCUUUCAAGGACAGAGAGCCGCCAUGUUGAGUCUCCUGCGCUACAACACCAACCUGACCAGGUAUAAAAACAGCAUGUUUGGAUUUUCUCAGCAGCUUAAAGCCAAGCUCGACUUCUUCAAAAGUAGCAUCCAGUAUGAUCUGGAGAAAUACAGCGACCAGAUGCACUAUGGGAUAUCCUCUGAAAAGAUGCUGAAGGCCUGGCAGGAGAAUGAGGAAAGAGCAGCUGCAUUUGUACAGGUGGCAGAAGUGGGCCACUUGGAUGACGAGAUCAUGGCUCUGCACUCAGAGAUUGUGGAGCUUCAAAGGAGCCCAUACGCCCGGCGGCAAGGAGACAAGAUGGAGCAGCUAGAAGAAAAAGCAAUUGAGCUCUACAAGCAACUGAAGAUGAAAUGCAAAAUACCUGACUCGGAUGUGAGCUGUGACAGCUCUGAAAUGGUGAAGGCCAUCAUCCAGACUGUCCAGAACCAAGACAAGGUCCUCAAAGAUCUGUACACCCACCUCAGUAAAAUCCUCAUCAGCAAACAGAAGAUCAUUGACUUGUUUCCACGAAUUGAGAAAACCCUGGAGAGCAUCAAGGAUGCUGACAACACGGUGAUGCAGAUGCAGAUCAAGAGACAAAGGGAGUUCUGGCAUUUACUCAAGAUCGCAUGUGCCCAGAACUCAUCCCGCAGCUCGAUAGCAGCCAGUCCGGAGUCGUCCAACCUGCUGCAGGUGUCUCAGUGCUCCCAGUCAGCACAACCUGUCAGCUCCCCUCACCCCCUGACCUCCUUACCUGGGCCCAAUGACAGUGAUGCUGCUCCGAGGCUGCUGGAGGACAACCAGAAGUACCUCAGUCAGCUGACCAGCCUGAUGCAGGAGGCGGCCGACGAACAGGCCAAGAGCAUAGUGGACCAAGACUGGAGCUGGACAAAAUACGAAGCUUUAACAACCAAAUUAAAAAAGCGGAAUGCGUAAGCCCCCCCCCGUCCUCCAUCCCUGCCUGCGCUCCCAGUAACACUAAGGACUGUCAGCCGUCAACGCAGCGGAGUGGCCCCACACGUUGUACAGUCGUUCAUGGACUCAGGAUUUCCAGGAUUUCCUCUUUUGGAAGGAGAAAAGAGACUUCUCUCAUGCUCACGGUGUCCGUCUGCCCCGUCAUCUCACAUGGUGGAAGGUUUGGUCGGUUCAUCGUGUUGUUUUUAUACCAGAAAACAGUGAAGUUGCAUAUUCUUCUCUUCAUGAUGCUGCACAGUAUUCACCUAAACAAAGAUUCAUCUUUACUGUCGCUGCAACAACAAGCAAACUGUAGCACCAGACAUGUGGAUCCGAGGUGGGAGAAGCACACAGGGAAGCAAAGAGAGAGACAUGGGAACUAGUUCAACUUUGUGACACGAGGAAAACAGAGGAAGUGGUCGAGGAGGAGAUUACAAUCAAGCUGAAUGCACUUUGAUGCUCCCACGUUUGUUCCAGCUCGACACACCCAGACCAACAGUUCUCAUCACACACCUUCACUUUCAGGCUUUUACUAUCAUCAUUGGUUCUUUAAAAACUCUGUAAGUAUGACUUUGUGUGUUAUGUAUCAUGAGCAGAGGUCUUUAGUCACGACAUGCGUGGCUCAUACAUGGCUGGCCAUUAUGUUUGUACGUUGUCGAUACUGUACGUGUGUUGAUCGUCAGUGGGGGGGGGGCGUCCUUCAGGCGAGGUCUGUGGUGCAUUCAGGUCACACACAGGGGCGCUUACACCAGAAAAGAGGUUUCCUGGUGAUUUUUUUUUUUUUUCUUAGCAAGUUUAGAAAAACCUGCAAA
Messenger RNA from Cololabis saira (Pacific saury), 3224 nucleotides. Its product is annotated as inhibitor of nuclear factor kappa-B kinase subunit alpha-like. Gene Ontology annotation, molecular function: IkappaB kinase activity; ATP binding. Bases 106 to 2394 code for a protein of 762 amino acids. Gene Ontology annotation, cellular component: cytoplasm; IkappaB kinase complex. The transcript has 22 exons. The record is from RefSeq and is a predicted model, not a curated record. Lineage: Eukaryota; Metazoa; Chordata; Actinopteri; Beloniformes; Belonidae. Gene Ontology annotation, biological process: tumor necrosis factor-mediated signaling pathway; peptidyl-serine phosphorylation; positive regulation of transcription by RNA polymerase II.